Ilex paraguariensis (yerba mate) is the source of this 1373-nucleotide messenger RNA. The record is from the annotation of a GenBank genome assembly. NCBI's taxonomy places the organism in Eukaryota, Viridiplantae, Streptophyta, Magnoliopsida, Aquifoliales, Aquifoliaceae.
AACGCCGCAAGCGGAGAGCUGUUGAAUUAAACUCGCAACUGCCUCGGAUUCAGAGAGAGAGAGAGAGAGAGAGAGAAUUCGAUUGAGCCUGCGAUGGCUAAUUUAGCACAAUCGCUCUCGAUGAGCGCUGCGUUUGGAGGGGCUUCCGCGAACCCUGUCGGAACUCAGGCGAACAAGGAUCGGAAAAUACAAUCGGCCGAGCAGCUAGUGCUCGAUCUCAGCAACCCCGAUUUUCGAGAAAACGCUCUUCUCGAACUCUCCAAGAAGAGAGAACUCUUUCAGGAUUUGGCUCCAUUGUUGUGGAAUUCCUUUGGCACUAUUGCUGCACUCUUACAGGAGAUAGUUUCUAUCUAUCCUGUUUUGUCACCACCAAAUUUGACUCCGGUGCAAUCAAACAGAGUUUGCAAUGCACUUGCCCUUCUUCAGUGUGUGGCCUCUCAUCCAGACACAAGAAUGUUGUUCCUCAAUGCUCACAUUCCUUUGUAUCUGUACCCUUUUCUCAAUACAACUAGCAAAUCAAGGCCUUUUGAGUACCUGAGGCUUACUAGUCUGGGCGUCAUUGGUGCCCUGGUGAAGGUUGAUGAUACAGAAGUUAUUAGCUUCCUUCUCUCAACAGAAAUAAUUCCCCUCUGCCUGCGAACAAUGGAGAUGGGCAGUGAAUUAUCAAAAACAGUUGCCACAUUUAUUGUUCAAAAAAUUCUGUUGGAUGAUGUUGGCUUGGAUUACAUAUGUACUACUGCAGAGCGAUUUUUUGCAGUAGGUCGAGUUUUGGGGAAUAUGGUAGCUUCACUGGCGGAACAACCUUCAUCACGGCUACUUAAACAUAUUAUUCGCUGUUACCUUCGGUUAUCAGAUAAUCCUAGGGCUUGUGAUGCAUUAAGAAGUUGCCUUCCAGACAUGCUAAGAGAUGCCACCUUCAAUAGUUGCCUCCGUGAGGAUCCAACGACAAGGAGGUGGCUGCAGCAAUUGCUUCACAACGUUCAAGGGCCUCGGGUUGCACUGCAGGCAGGGGGAGGAUUUGAUCAUAUGCUUGGGAACUGAACUGAUCUGUGUUUGUUGGAAUUUAGUUGCCAUUGCUAGUGUUAAUUAUAUGAUGAUACCAACGUAAAUUUUUAUUUAUUUAUUUGUUCUUUAGUCUUUUGUUAAAAAAAAAAAAAGAAGCUGUCUUGAACCUGCAAAUUUUAGGUGUUUUAAUUCAAGGAAUUGGUGUGGGGAAUUGAAUGUGGACUCCAAAACCUACAUUUAGCAAUCGGAAAUUCUGGGUUUAAGAAAAUUACAAUAGUAGAAGUUUUAAAAGAGUAGCUCAAGUGUAAUAUGGAUGAGCUGUAAAUUCAGAUGUCUUGAGUUUAAAUAUUGACAAUCUUUUGAGUGAA